UGGAAGUGAAAAGUCAAAAUCAAAAAGUAGUAACGGUUGGGAAGUGUGUGUAAAUGUCUUGUGUUUAUUUUCUUAGCAUAUUUACUACUUUCUUUCUGCAUUUAUAGUUUAUUUCUUGUUUUUUAAAAAUAGACUGUUAAGUGCAUAAGUUUGCGGCUAUUUGAUAGUUUACAUCUAUUGUUGAUAUGGAGUCGCGUCUUCCUAAACCGUCGGGUUUGAAAAAACCCACACCCGUGAGAACGAUUUUGCCCACGGAGAGAAUUAAAGCCGCUGCCUUGGCCAAUUUGAAGAAUGGCGUUAAUAAUCAACGCUUGCCCUUAGUCAGGGAUCUUACGAAUUUGACCGCAACGACGGGAUUUGGACGAGGAGCUACUGGUUCACCAGAUUUACCAAAGACCUCUACAUUCACUAACCGUGCCAGAUUGCGACGUAGUCGUUCGGCGUGUGAUAUUCGAGACAUAGAGAAAGUCACACGACCUCUCAAACGAACUGAACCAACACUGGCUCCAAUUCCAGCCAAAGCUACAAAAUUCACAAGUGGAAGUACUGCAAAUAUUUACACCGCGACAACAGCUCGAAAUGGACUUCUAUCGCGAACAACCAAACCGAGCUUCGAAAGCACUACUGGGUCUCAGUCGUCAACAUCAUCAACGUCCUCAUCCUCGUCAGUGGGUGGUGUUAAACGAAAAGUGGCUACAGGAAAACCUGCAACAAAUGCAGCGCCGACCAAAUCAAUGGUAAAACGUAUACCGCCCUAUGAUUAUAAGGCACGUUUUAAUGAUUUGCUUGAGAAACAUAAAGUUCUUAAGGAGAAAUUUGAUGAAGCUAAAGAGCAGUUAUCGACAUUGGACACUCUACCGGAGCAAUAUGAAGAAUGCCAAAACACGUUGUUCAGUGUACAGGAGGCAUUAAAGAAUUCAAAAACGGAAAUAGACUGUCUGCAAAGGCAGAACAAUUCGCAAAAUAUUAAAAUUGAUUCAUUGACAAAGUGUUUACACGAUACACAGGAAGAGUUAGAUAGGUUGAAGGAGAAAUAUGAGCUCCAAUGUAAAGAACAAGAAAGCAUGAUUACCGAACUCACGGAGCUAAGAGAACGGUGCGCUUAUCUUACCGAAUUAAGCACAGAGCAAUCCGAGGAACUGACUACUUGCCGAGAGCAACUAUUCCGUGCCAACAUGGAACGCAAAGAACUGCACAAUGUGGUUAUGGAUCUUCGUGGGAACAUUCGAGUAUUCUGCAGAGUGCGUCCUCCACUGGAGGAUGAAGCAGACAGACUACUCUGCGGUUGGAAUUAUCUUGACGAGGCUACGUUAGAAAUCCACAACUUAGAAAUGCUGGCAUCAGGAGCGAAAAAUAAGGGUGCUAGUCAUGAAUUUAGUUUUGAUCACGUCUUCCAUCCAAAAUCAACCCAAGAAGAUGUUUUCGAAAUGGUUUCGCCGUUGAUACAGUCUGCAAUGGAUGGUUACAACGUUUGCAUAUUCGCCUAUGGUCAAACAGGCAGUGGGAAAACAUACACUAUGGACGGCGUUCCUGAUAAUGUUGGAGUGAUUCCGAGAACAGUUGACCUACUGUUCGAAUCCGUGAGGAACUACAAACGCCUUGGUUGGGAAUAUGAGAUCAGAGCCACGUUCCUGGAAAUCUAUAAUGAAGUUCUCUACGAUUUGCUGAGCAACGAACAGAAAAACAUGGAAAUUCGUAUGGCAAAAAAUAAAACGGAUAUUUAUGUGUCAAAUAUCACAGAAGAAACAGUGUCAACAGCAAACCGUCUAAGGCAGCUAAUGCAAAUAGCUAAAAUGAACAGAGCUACCGCAGCCACAGUGGGAAACGAUCGUUCAUCGCGAUCACAUGCAGUCACAAGGAUCGAACUGAUCGGACGACAUGAACAGAAAAAUGAAAUUUCCAUUGGUACAAUAAAUCUUGUAGAUUUGGCGGGUUCGGAGAGUCCCAAAACCAGCAUACGAAUGAACGAGACCAAAAACAUCAACAGAUCGCUAAGCGAACUGACAAAUGUUAUUCUGGCGCUGCUACAAAAGCAGGACCACAUUCCGUAUCGGAAUUCCAAACUCACGCAUCUCCUCAUGCCUAGCUUGGGUGGAAACUCGAAGACGCUUAUGUUCAUCAAUGUUUCUCCAUUCCAAGACUGUUUCGUGGAGUCUGUGAAGUCGUUAAGGUUCGCCGCGUCGGUGAACUCGUGUAAAUUAGCAAAGGCGAAGAAGAAUAAAUUCUUAAAUACGUCGACAAAUAAUUCAUUAACUAUGUGAAUUUUCAGUAUCCACGAAAAGAAAAUGUCAUCAAAAUAAUAGUUUUAAGUUCUAUUUACUCGUUUGUAUUUUAUUUUGAAAGUAAAACUCUUGCGAUAGAAGUGAAAUAUCGAAAUUAUUUUAUUAAUCCAUUUUAACUUGUAUUAUUUUAUUCGCCUACCUGAGUAUCAUCUGCGACAAGGUACGCAUUCGAAAUUAGUAACGAUACAAAAUUAGAUUUGUUUGAGAGCAGAACGACUUCUCCUGGUCAGAUAUCAAUGAUGUACUCUUGUGUUUUGAAGGCUGUUGAAAUGUGCCGUUAUAGAUUUGAAGAGAUGAAAAUGCCUUCAGUUUCAUAUUUAAUAUAUUGUAUCUAUUGUUCUGAUAAAUUACCCAAUUUCAUGAAUAGAAUAAAUUUUUUUAUCAUUUUAAA
Hermetia illucens (black soldier fly) is the source of this 2673-nucleotide messenger RNA. RefSeq names its product protein claret segregational. Gene Ontology annotation, molecular function: microtubule binding; ATP binding; microtubule motor activity. The coding region runs from base 186 to 2261 and encodes 691 amino acids. The record is from RefSeq and is a predicted model, not a curated record. NCBI's taxonomy places the organism in Eukaryota, Metazoa, Arthropoda, Insecta, Diptera, Stratiomyidae. The transcript has 3 exons. Gene Ontology annotation, biological process: microtubule-based movement.